Molecule: messenger RNA, 2931 nt
Organism: Trichoplusia ni (cabbage looper)
Lineage: Eukaryota; Metazoa; Arthropoda; Insecta; Lepidoptera; Noctuidae
Product: transcription elongation factor B polypeptide 3-like
Exons: 10
Coding region: 112-2646 (844 amino acids)
Biological process (GO): transcription elongation by RNA polymerase II
Cellular component (GO): nucleus; elongin complex
Source: RefSeq, a predicted model, not a curated record
CGUCAUGACGUAUUAUUACUAUGUGUAUGAUAAAAAUGGUGCCCGUUUACCAGCUGGCAUCCAGUUUUUAUUGAUAAAGAAUUGACAUUGUUAUGUUAAAAAUCAAGUAGCAUGGCGUCAGUUCUUGAUUUAGUUAAACAUUAUCAGCAUGCAAUAGAAAAACAUCCAAAUGACGAGCAAAAACUUCUAAAAUGCAUAGACAAGUUAUUCAACUUGGACGUGACAGUCCAGCACCUCCAGGAGACAGGAGUGGGUCGCACUGUGAAUGCUAUGCGCAAGGAGCCUGGCGAUGUCGGCCAGGCAGCCCGCGCGUUGGUAUACAAAUGGAAGUUGAUGGUUGCUGCAGAGGAGAGUGAUACAGAAACCGAACAAAAUAAUGACACAGCAGCACACAAUGGCCAUGGGAGUGGGAAGGAUUCAGAUGAUAAUGCUCAAUCUAGGAUUAAGUCUGAAGGAAAUGAAAAGGUAAACUCUACACCAAAAUCAAGAGACUACAGGGAAACUAAUGGGAAUUAUAGCGGAAGCAAGAGGAAAUACCAGAGCAGUGAGGAAGAAGAAACUGAAAUAAAACGUUCAAAGCAUUCUAGUUCAAGUGAAGAUGAUAGCAAACGAAAAUCACAAGGUAAAUCCAAAAAAUCUGAUACUGACAGUGACAGUAAUGAUGACAGUGACUCACAAAGUGAUGAUAGUGACUCAGACAUGUCUGACUCCUCACGAGAAGAGGUCAAAAUUAAACAAGAAAAGGACAUAAAGAAAGAAAAGGUUGACGUCCCAGUUGUAAAUAAGUCUAGUUCAUCAAAGCAUCACUCGUCAAAUAAUGUGUCCUCAAACCAUAAAUCAUCCAGUUUAAACAAACCCUCCGAGUCAGAGAAGAGCUCUCGACAUCACACGCAUUCGAAGGAAACGCAUGCUUCGGAGAAGAUGCCAUCAUCAAAAGAAAAAAGUCACAGCCACAGUUCAGACAAACACAAGAGUUCAAAAGAAAAAGAAUCCAGUUCUGAUAAGAAGUACAUAAAGUCAGAGCCCAAAACAGAUGUAGAAAAACAUCAUAAAGAUUCCAAGACAUCUAGUAGACUAAGUAGUUCCGAACGACAUCAUAGUUCUGAGAAACAUAAGAGCUCAGAGAAACAUAGUAGCACAGAGAAACACAGUAUCUCAGUAAAACACAGUAGCUCAGAAAAACACAGCAGCUCAGUAAAGCAUAGUAUCACAGAAAAACACGUUAGUACGGAGAAACAUAGGUCGAGCAGUUCCCACAAAGCUGAAAACGGGUCAGACAAAAAUAAAACGAGCUCUGAUAAACAUAGCAAGUCAGAGAAACAUAAGUCCUCCAGUCAUUCACAACCUUCUGAAAAGGAAAAACAUAAAAGUUCGUCCGAAAAGGAAAUCUCCAAACAAAACGCUAAAGAAAGCACUAGUAGUAGUAGUAGUUCUAAGGAAAAACAUAGUUCCUCGCAUAAGGACAAGUCAAAAGACAGAAGUAGCUCUUCGAAAGAAAAGCCAGGUAGUCAUAGUAGUGAGAAAAAACAUUCGUCGUCGAGUGAUAAUAAGUCAAGUAGUAGUAACGGUAAAAGUAGUUCUGUUAAAGUGGAUGAUAAAAGUGAUAAGAAGUCGAAGCAUAAAUCUAGUUCCUCAUCACAUAAGAGCAGUAAAUCCAGCAGCAGUAAGAAGGAAGAAGUACCAAAGAAAAAAGUUCAAAUACAAAAUGGUGGUGAUAGCGAUGACGGAAUUGAUUGUGGUUCAGGAGCCAGUUUUGCGGAAGCUCUUGGCAUGAUCAGCCCAGUCAAGUCUAAGAAAAAACCGUUUAAAGACGUAACUUCUCCAAACUAUGAUUUGGGUCCAGCCACGAUGUUGGCGCCUACCGCUAAACUUGCGCCUUUGCCUGCAUUAGAAAUAUCGUCACUGCCAGAAAUAUCGCCGAACUACAAGCCGCGACCGCCACCUAAACCGCUGCCACACUUCAAUGAUGAAGACGCUAUGAGCGCCGUGAUAUCGUCCAAAAACCAAAGAACCAAAGUGUAUUCGGGAAACAAAGUCAUAGGAAAAAUACCUACGCUGUAUGAAAUGUGCGUGCACGUUCUACAAGAGCACAUAGACGCACUCGAAUACACCGGAGGCGUGCCAUACGAGAUCCUGAAGCCGGUAGUAGACAGAGCCACCCCGCAGCAGCUGUUUAUACUGGAGCAUUACAACCCUUACCUCAUGGAGGAUACCGACCAUCUGUGGCAGAAGUACUGCGAGAAACACUUCCGUAAUAACCAGAGGCAUGAAAUGGAAGCUUGGAGGGAGAUGUAUUCUAGAUGUCAAGAGGAACAAGAAAUAAGGUUAAAAUCAUUAACGGCUAACAUAAAAAUAGCCCAAGAAGCUAAAAAAGCGCCCAUAAAACAAACCAAGAUGGCGUAUGUCGAUUCAAUUGCAAAACCACCACGGAAUGUCGCCAAGAAACAGGCGCAGCACGGCACGGCGCGGCUGGCGACGGGCAGCCCGGCGGCGCGCGUGGCGGCGCUGGCGGCGCAGCCCAACAUCCUGCGCGCGGGGGGCGCCGCCCGCCCCGUGCCCGCGCCCGGCGGCGGGACCUCCUUCAAGCCCAAGAAGGCCCCGCUCAUGGCCAAGGCCCUGCAGAUCAUGCGCGGCCGCAAACGAUGAUCGCCAUGCUCGACACCCUCCUUAUUCAAUUCCCAUGAUCUUUUCGGGCCGCCUCCUUACCCCCGUGAUUCUUUAAGGUCGAGAGUCUUUUUUACACCGACUUUACGUUUUAUACAUAGAUUCUCGAACAAACCCACCCCGUCGCCCUAUCCCGAAUAAAUAGCGGUACAUUAUCGCAAUUAACACAAAAACAUCAUGUAUAUAUUUUAGAAACAGUAGAGAAUUGUGUGCAGAAUGUUUUAGUUACAGAAUAAAUCUACGUUUUGUAACGUUUUACUUUUGACA